AUCACAGUCCUUACCUCCAUCAGCAUUAGUCUGAGCCACCACGAGAAGCAUGGAUUCGAAGAAGCCCAACAAGAUCACAGAGGUGGUGAGGCUCCAACAGAUGCUGAAGAAAUGGAAGAAGCUGACAGUUUCUCCCACUGGCAGCAGCUGCAGUAGCAGCCAGAAGAGCAUCAAGUUCCUGAAGAGGAACCUCUCCUUCUCCAGCAGCAGCAACAGCAGCAUACCGAGAGGGUGCCUUGCUGUGUGUGUGGGAGAGGAAAUGCAGAGGUUUGUGAUCCCAACUGAAUAUUUGAGCCACAGGGCGUUUGAGAUUCUGCUGAGGGAAGCAGAGGAUGAGUUUGGGUUUGAGCAGGAAGGUGUGCUGAGAAUUCCAUGUAAAGUAUCUGUGUUUGAGAGCAUAGUGAGGGUUGUGGAGGAGAAUAAGGAAGAGUUUUGCUACUAAUGUGCGAUAGGAAACCUAUGUUCUUGUUUGUGUGGUAUGUGGAUGCAAGGUGAGGGAUGACACUUCUCCCCCCAAAAAUCUAUGUUCUAGUCCUGUGUUUUCUUUCUUUAUUUCUGAUUAUGAGUGGACUUGGAAAAUUGCAAUCUUUCGACAUACUUCUAAUUUAUAAAUCUUUCUUCUCUAUUAUACAAAGAGCACUGCAUGAGCAAUGAAACAACCGAGAAAAUAUUCUGCAAUAGCUACAAAAAU
Zingiber officinale is the source of this 691-nucleotide messenger RNA. Its product is annotated as auxin-induced protein 15A-like. The transcript has a single exon. Gene Ontology annotation, biological process: response to auxin. The coding region runs from base 50 to 442 and encodes 130 amino acids. Lineage: Eukaryota; Viridiplantae; Streptophyta; Magnoliopsida; Zingiberales; Zingiberaceae. The record is from RefSeq and is a predicted model, not a curated record.